Molecule: messenger RNA, 6581 nt
Organism: Caenorhabditis auriculariae
Lineage: Eukaryota; Metazoa; Nematoda; Chromadorea; Rhabditida; Rhabditidae
Source: the annotation of a GenBank genome assembly
AUGAAGUACUCCGUUUUAUUAGGAGUUCUUUCAGCGACGCUCUUCGCUUUAUCAACGGCUGAUAAUAGUGAGUUGAACGAACUUUGAGGGCAGGAAUGGGGAAUUUUUGAGAUAAGAUCCUUAUAAGUACCAGAAAAGUUCAAUGUAACUUCGAAAUAGCUUCACAGAAAAAAAAAGCGAGAUGAAAUUGACUUGGAAAGCAAAAAGGCCUAGGAAGAGGGGGACAAAAAGGGAAAAAUUCCAGUAGCCCCCCAAGUUAAGUUCCGAUCUGCGGGGGUAAAAAUCAGAAGACUUCAUGUAAGGGUGGGGGAUAGAAUCAAAGGCGAGGGACGAAUCUGUAUUCUAAAAAUGGCUCUCGCAGAACAAAACGGAGACCGAUUUCUAGGCAAUCUUUCAGAUUCUCCCCCACUGCUUUUGAAAUAGUCCCCGCAGAGCUCAUUCUGAACAAGCACCCUUACUGUUUCAGAUGGACCCCCUUCUUUUCAGAAUGCCCCCCCUCCUCCCAUUUCAGAAUUGCCCCCUCCCAUUUUAGAAUGACCCCUUCCUGUUUCAGAAUUCCCCCUCCCUUUUUUAGAAUUGCCCCCUUCCAAUUCAGAAUGCCCUUCUCCAUUACAGAAUGGCCCCCUCAUUUCAGAAUAACCCCCUCCCAUUUUAGAAUAGCUCCCUCCCAUUUCAGAAUGACCCCCCAUUUUAGAAUGCCCCCCUCCCCAUUUCAGAAUGACCCUCCUCCCGUUUCAAAAUGGCUUUUUUUCCGAAGAAAAGUUCUAAUUUAGCCUGUCGUCCUCAAUCAGUUCUCGAGGCCAACCAGCCGUAUAGUUUUCCCGCCGGAUGGACUAUAAAUUCGGCCGCUGAGCCGUUGGCACCGAGCCAGAAGUGCUCAUGGAGUGUGAGAAAUUUUUUUGCGGAAUUCGAAAUUUAUAAAUUUUUCAGGCGGAUAUCCCGCAAGGGAUGUUUGUGAUAAUCAAAGCGAAGGGAAUUUCGCUCGAUGAUCCCAUUACCUUCACUGAUGGCUUGGGAUUCGUUGAUAGGUUUUUUCGUUAUUAAAUAAAUUAGGUCCAGUUUAACCAUUCAGUGGUAAGAAAACCUUUGAAAGCACUUCCCAUAAAAUGCUACAUUAGAAAAGGAACUUUCUCUCAAUUUUCGAAGCUUCUAAGCCACGGCGAUUUUUUCCGUAAAUUAUAGUGUGUCGUGUGCAUACACUGCGGCGCUCUGGCACACGCCCCGUUCAACGUAAUUUUCGCGAACUGAAUUUCAGUUAUAUUUUUCACUUUCUAAUGGCUAUUUUGAAUUUCUUUCAACACGACAUGCGUUCUAAAACAAAAAAAAAACAGAAAAAUCGCGUUUUUUUUAAUGAGAAAUUGAUUCGUCUCGGGACCCAUUAAAAUGGGAACGGCGGAGUUUUUGACCACGCCCCCUUAGUUUUUGGUUCUCUUCCACUAACAACGUAAAGCCUCUCUUCUCUACAUGAAAAAAAUUUGAGUUAUGAAUAUUUUUUUAGAUUGAUUUUUUCAGGCUUCUUUCGGAGCCAGGGGGUACUAUUUUUCUGGUUCACGGCCCCCUCCUUCAAAAUCGAUAUAUCGACGUCGGCCACGACAAACGCGACAUUGGCUUUCGAUAUUCAAUGGGGAUGGAGUAGGAAGUUUGAAAUAAUCUCGAAAAAAUUAUUUUUGAAGUUCCGCUAGUGGCAAAUAGUUCCCAAAAAGUGGCGGUGAGCAAAAAUCAACAAGGACAGGUUUUUCAAACUGAUGGAAGUGCUGCCCCGGCGGUUAUCCAAGCCGAUGUUCAGGUAGGAGAAAUGAUAAUUUGGUUAAAUAAUCAAAGAAAACGAUAAUCGAAGGUUAAUGCAAUAAUGCGUAUUUUUUUAGCUUUAAAGGUUUUUCUAGUUUGCUUUUUGAGAAGAAAAAAAUAGACUUUCUUCAGAGAUAAAAAAAUUUUUUUGUUGAAGAUGAAUUUUUUUGAAAUUUAAGGCUCAUCAGGCUUUUUAGCGUUCGAAAUCGGCUCCAACUGCACAUAGAAAAUAAAAAAAUAACUGUUGUUUUUGGGCCCUUUUUGAAAAAUAGAAGCUUAUGAACGGGUUUUUUCAGUUUUCACUUUCUCUGAAGUCAAGGAUUCACAGAAAAAAUUUCUCUGAUAAAAAAUAGGGUAAGAAAAUGCCCCCCUAUAAGGUAAAAAAAUUCAAAAAUUUAAGGCUCAUCAGGCUUUUAGCGUUCGGAUUCGGCCCUAACUGCACAUAGAAAAAAAAAAUGACUGCUCUUUUCGGGCCCUUUCUGAAAAAUAGAAGCUUCUAAACGUAGUUUUCUCGAUUUUCACUUUUUUCUAAAGUCAAGGAUUCACAAACAAAAAAGUCUCGAUGGAAAAUGGAGAACAAAAAUGCCCCCCUUAUAGGGUUGUACUUUAUAAGUUUGAAUAUUUCCCAAGGUUUCCGCCGUCCCAAUCGUCCUCCCUGGCCUAAUCGAUACCGUGAAAUUACUUCGAGGAGUAGUGAUCUUCGAUGGAAAUUCUGUCAACGGAAAGUUCCUUGGAAGGUGAAAAAGAAAGUGGAAAAACCAGUAUUUAUAGUUUUAUUCAGCCUUUACUCGGCGAUAGUUUCCGCGAAACAAAUUUUUUCGACGAGAAAAAGCGCCACGAUCGUGGCUCUUUCCAACAGCGUCGGCCAGGCUUUCAUGCUCCUUCAGGAUUUCGACAGUUGGUUUUUUAUUGAUUUCCGGGACUCUUUAAUUUUUCCUUGGUAUUAGACAGUUCCUUGGUAUCAUUAUAACUGGAAAACAGAAAUUCUUAUUUUGGAAUCGGGAAGAUGUUUCAGAAAUCAAAUCAGAUCCUGAAAACCGUUCGAAAAUUUCGAAUCUUUACAUUUAUUCUCACGAAAACCCCAAAAAAAAGCUCUCUAGGGAUCACUUUACCAACCCCUAAAAGGGCCACUAGAUCUUGCAGAAGUGGUCCUUAUAGGGGUUUUAUUAAGUGGCCUCUAUAGGGAAUAUACUAGUCGAUAGUUGUUAUAGCCUCGUGAAGAAGCAUUUCCAUUCGGAAAACUAAAUAAAUAACCCUUUUUUGAAUAAAAUUGAUAGGCCCUUAUAGGGACCACUUGAGCUUUAGGGCGUCAGACAUUGAAUCCCUAUAGGGACUACCUUGAUUUUACCCCCUAAAGCGACCACUUUUUCGGCUUCUUUAAGGGCUUUUUUUCCCUAACCCCUAUAGGGACCACUUGAGCUUUAGGGCGUCAGACAUUGAAUCCCUAUAGGGACUACCUUGAUUUUACCCCCUAAAGCGACCACUUUUUCGGCUUCUUCAAGGGCUUUUUUUCCCUAACCCCUAUAGGGACCACUUGAGCUUUAGGGCGUCAGACAUUGAAUCCCUAUAGGGACUACCUUGAUUUUACCCCCUAAAGCGACCACUUUUUCGGCCUCUUUAAGGGCUUUUUCCCCCUAACCCCUAUAGGGACCACUUGAGCUACAGGAAUCCCUAUAGGGACUACCUUGAUUUUACCCCCUAAAGCGACCACUUUUUCGGCCUCUUUAAGGGCUUUUUCCCCCUAACCCCUAUAGGGACCACUACAAAAUUUCUUAGGAUCACAUUAAAGACUUUUUCGGUCGAAGUUAGGCUUUGAAGCUUGAUAGGGAAAAAAUUGAUUGAUAUCGACUUUCUUCAAGACGUUCGCAACGUCGUACAGUACCAAAUACCCUACUGUAUCUCUGCAACCGACCUUUGCGGGGCUGUAAUAAUGGACGCCACCGGCGGUUCUUCCGCCGUCAGCACAUUCUUGCCCGGAAAUAAUGGCGCCGAGUAUCUCACUAGCCUUUCUCUUCAACAAGUUCUCCCCACCUUCGAAAAAUUAGUUAUUUUCAGCCAUUUUCAGGGUUCCUCCCUAAAUUUAUACGCCGGAACCAAAUUGAGCAAUGAUAGUAACCUUCUGGCGGUUUAUAGGUUGGAGAAAAUCCUCUUUUUUCAAAUAUCGAUUUAGCCCAUCGGAUGUCACGAACCGGCUGCCGCAGGAGAUCCUCGGAACUUUCAGGACUUAUUUUUUGCCUUCUGGAAAAGCAACACUGAUGUACAAGAGGACGGCUGAGAGCGGUAAUUUUCCUUUAGAACAAAACAUCGGUAGACACACUUUAGUAGCCCCUUGGACAUGCUCCGGAAAACUUUAGGGGUCACUUAAGAGUACUGACACCACUUAAGUGCCCCAAUACGCAGAAACAGGGCGCGUCAGAAAAAUUGGAAAAACCUCUAGUGGCCACUUGAGAGGUUCUUCAAGGGCUAAUUUGAGAAGGCGCUAAAGUGGCCACUAAACUAUUCAGCGUCGGGCCACAAUUGUGAUUUUUCAUAAUCUAGUAGAAUCACUUAGACUUCUGAAAAGCCCAUUAAAUUUUAGUGGUCACUAAUUCGAUCACUAUAGUGGCCACUAGAACCAUCUCUAGAGAAGCCCCUACUUAGCGUCUUAGUGGUCACUAUAGUAGUUUUUUGUGGUCUAGUAGUAUCGCUUAGACUUCUGAAGACCCCAUUAAAUUUUAUCCGCUUAAGUGGUCACUAAUUCGAUCCCUAUAGUGGCCACUAGAACCCCUAUAUAGAAGUUACUAUUUAGCGUAUUAGGGGUCACUAUAGUGUUUUUAAUAAUCCAGUAGCACGUCUCAGACUUAUAAAAAAUGGUUCUAGCCCCCUAAGUGGUCAAUAAUUCGAUCACUAAAGGGACCACUAAACAUUUUUCCGGAGUUUUGACCGUAGCUUGGCCGCAGAGCGUAUUUUCAAUCAAUUUUCUAAUUUUUGUAACUUUUAAAUAAAAAAAUAACUAUUUUAUUCCCGAAAUCAUAGUCUUAAAAUGCGAUUUAAAUGAAAAUUAUUGAUUUUCAGACAAAAAAAUGAACGUCGAAACUACGACAUUUCAAUUUACAGCAAAAUGGACCGUGCCGCGGGUUGGCCGAACUGGAUUUUUAAUGUCACGAAAUUACCCGUUUUUGGAUAAAAAUCAACAGUCCAACGACUUUUUCAACAGUUUUGAUGGUACCUCGACGGGUUUUCUCGAAAAUACGAAAAAAUUUCAGGUACUUCAAGCACACCUUUCCAAUUUACGUACACCUUGAAAGCUGGCGAUUUUGUGGAUGGAAAUUCGAAAAUUGUCAUUUCUGGAAGCAAUGGAAAGAAGGAAUAUAAUGCAGUGUUGGUUUUCAUUUUCAAGGAAAUUGCGAAAAUGACCAAAAAAGAUUUUUUCAAGAGGAUAGAAGAAAAGUAUGUGGAGUAUAAAUAAAAACGAGGUCCAGGAAAUCUGAAAAAAUUAAAAACCUGCUGCGGGGAAAAUAACUCCAGAGAAUAAUAUUAUUAUUUGAAAUUUUUAUCAUUUCUUCCAUUCAGAUGGGACCGCUCAAAACUUUUCUCAAAUUUACUAUGUCCAAUAAGAAUAGGCCCCCCCCUUUCGGACUUUUUGGCAAAUCUACAGGGUGAGCAAUAAAUAAAGAAACGCUUUUGAAACGUUAUAACUUUCUCAAAAGUCAACCAAACACCACCAAACUUAUAAAAAAUUUUAUUCAUACAAUAUAGAAACAAAAUUCAAGAAUAGUUUUCAGUUUUCUGAAUUCGUCAUUCCGCUUUUGACACAAUCAAUGAUUGCGGUACGGUACGGAGAUGGGGCUACCAUUACCUGAAAACUGAAAACUAUGAGCUGUAACUUCAAAAACACGAUAAGUGAGCAUGAAUGAACAAAAUAAACAAAAAAAAUUCAAAGGCCAGUCCUUUGUGCAAAAAGCAGCGAUCAAACAAAAAACGAUUUCAAUAUUUAUUUUUCACCCUGUAGAAAAGGUAUCAAAAAUCUGCUAGUGCCAUCAUUCGAUUCCGGGUACAAAAUAACCUCUGGAACCAAAGUUUUAUUAUACUAACCUUUUUUACUAGUAUAUUUUCCGAAAAUAAAUAUAGCACCUGAAAACUUUGGUCUUUCAGAAUUUUUCGUAUUUUUUUCCGUUUUAUUGACUUUUUUGUACUAUUUUCGAAAUGUUUGCGCAUCAAAUCUUCCUGAAUUUUUUUUUUGAAGGUUUGUGUCGCCUUCGAAGUGCCUUUUGGGGAAGUAGGAAUGACUGUCAGAGAGUGUCAAAGAUCACAACAACUUUGGAGAGUCAGAGAAAAUAUUUAAUUGUGUAUAAUUGAUUCAAAAAUAGCAUGGAAAAACACUUUCUGAGCAAUACAUACUUCUACCUUGGUAGCCGGAAGUUUCUGAGCAGUUCUAGGGACCACUUAAUGGUUCUGAAACUACUUAAGUGAUCACUUGAAAUGCUCCGACUCUUCUGAAUCACUUUCUCAAGAUCCGAGUAUAUCUAAUUCAGUUAUCAUUUAUCUCAAUUUGAACAGAUUCAUCCAUUUUUUUGUUCCAGCUUGGAUAGUUCAAGUAAACUCGGGACCAGUGAUUCGUUCAUUGCAACGAAUCCUUCAGUUGAAAUCAAGAAUCAAGGAAAUUCCAAGGGCUUUUUCCUGACUUUUGCCUUCGACAAGGCAGCUUUUUCUGGUAUGACUUUCCCAUUUUUCAAUAAACAGAUUAUUUUUCAGGAAGUCGAACGAUAACUUGGCUUGUUUCCAUUGGCGUUCUUCUACGGCUAGUGACGUAA